AUGGAGGAGGUCAGUGAUGGAGGAGGUCAGAGAUGGAGGAGGUCAGUGAUGGAGGAGGUCAGUGAUGGAGGAGUGAUGGAGGAGGUCAGUGAUGGAGGAGGUCAGAGAUGGAGGAGGUCAGUGAUGGAGGAGGUCAGUGAUGGAGGAGGUCAGAGAUGGAGGAGGUCAGAGAUGGAGGAGGUCAGUGAUGGAGGAGGUCAGAGAUGGAGGAGGUCAGUGAUGGAGGAGGUCAGUGAUGGAGGAGGUCAGUGA
Knipowitschia caucasica is the source of this 252-nucleotide messenger RNA. The record is from the annotation of a GenBank genome assembly. Lineage: Eukaryota; Metazoa; Chordata; Actinopteri; Gobiiformes; Gobiidae.